This is a messenger RNA of Meloidogyne enterolobii, 334 nucleotides long. Lineage: Eukaryota; Metazoa; Nematoda; Chromadorea; Rhabditida; Meloidogynidae. The record is from the annotation of a GenBank genome assembly.
CGCGUCAUUUUCUUCCAUGUUUUUUGUUUAUUUAUUUUUUCUCUAUGAUGCAAAAAAAAACUUUUUUUUUCUGUCUAAAAUUUUCCCCCUUUUUUUAAAAAUUCUGAUCUCAUUUCCUUUUUAUUUUUUUUCUCUUUUCAUUGUUUAUUCAUCUUCCGGUUUUCCGGAUGUCUUACACCCAUAAUCGUGUUAAAAGUGCAAAAAAAGCUUCUUCGUGUGACCCCCAACUUUCCCUCCCUCCACUCUAAAAUUGUGCGCAAAAACCAUCUUGGCGCGCUUAAUAUUUUCCACCCUUUAUCUACUCUUAAAAAAAAUUUUUUUUGGCGCACACAUU